Adineta steineri is the source of this 1209-nucleotide messenger RNA. The record is from the annotation of a GenBank genome assembly. Lineage: Eukaryota; Metazoa; Rotifera; Eurotatoria; Adinetida; Adinetidae.
AUGCUUGCACCAGAACAUAGUGUCGAUAUAUCUGAUAGCAAGCCACAACAUUCUGAUUCAAUAAAUCUCAAUGAAAAUGAUAUUAAUAUUGAUAUAUCGGAUGCACUGAGUGAGAAAGAAAAAGUUAAAUUUACGGUUCAUACAAAGACUAAAUUGCCAAUAUUUCAAGAACAAGAAUUUAGUGUUACACGUCAACAUGAAGAAUUUAUUUGGUUACAUGAUCGAUAUAAUGAAAAUGAAGAAUAUGCAGGUUUAAUUAUUCCACCAGCACCAGCACGACCAGAUUUUGAUUCAUCUCGUGCUAAAUUACAAAAAUUAAGUGAUAGCGAAGGUUCAUUAACACGAGAUGAAUAUGAAAAAAUGAAACAGGAACUUGAAGCUGAAUAUCUAGCUAUGUUUAAAAAGACAGUUUCAAUGCAUGAAGUAUUUCUUCAACGUCUUGCAACACAUCCAAUUUUACGUAAUGAUAAUAAUUUCCGUGUAUUUCUUGAAUACAAAGAAGAUUUAAGUGUUCGUGGUAAAAAUGCAAAAGAACAAAUUAGUGGCUUUUUUAAAACAUUAACUAAAACAGCUGAUGAAGUAUUCUUAGCAAAUCAAAAGGAAAGUGAUGAAUUUUUUGAACGACAAAAACAAUUUCUCUUAACUUAUAAUACAAAAAUAAAAGAUGCAACAGCUGCUGCUGAUAAAGCAACACGAACACAAAAGAAUAUUACUGAUACAUAUAUUAAAUUAUCAAGUGGUUUAAAUACUCUCUCAACAUCUGAUAAAACUGAUUUAACAAAAUAUUUUAUUCUCCUCGCAGAUUAUUUUGAAAAAGCUCGAAAAUUAGAAUCUCGUAUUCAAUCAGAUAUUGAUUUGAAAUUAUCUGAUACAUUAAGAUAUUAUAUGCGUGAUUCCAAAGCAGCACUUGAUUUAAUGUAUCGUCGUUCACGUUGUUUAGCUGAUUUUGAUACAGCAAAUAAAAAUUUAGAUCGUGCACGUCAAAAAAAUAAAGAUGUCCAACAAGCUGAAACAACACAACAAAAUAUUAAAACAAAAUUUGAAACAAUAUCAGAAAAAGCAAAAGAUGAAUUAAAUGAUUUUAAAACACGACGUGUACAAAUGUUUCGAAAGAAUUUAAUUGAAUUAACUGAAUUUCAAAUUAAACAUACAAAAGCUCAAAUUCAAACAAUCAAAGGUGUUAUACAACAAUAUGACACACUCUCAUAG